GCGGUGGCCAGAGUCCCAGAUUGCUUGAGGUAUCAUGGACAUCCGCAGCUUCUUCGCGCCAAAGGGCGGCAGCACGCCCAAGCCCGACGCGGCCAAGUCCCCCGGCCCGACCAAGGCCUCGCCCAAGAAGGCCAUGCCCAGGAAGGAGCCCACGCCGACGCGCGCCCGGAAGGCCAAGGCCGACGACGAGCCCGCCCCGCCGGCCAAGUCGUCGCGCAAGGUCAUCGAGCUCGACUCCGACUCGGACGUCGAGGAAGUCCAGCCCAUCAAGAAGGCCAAGGUCGUUGAGCCUGUUGCUGAAAAGAAGGAGGCGCCGGUCAAGAAGGUAGCGCUGGCCAAGAAGGAAGCACCGGCCAAGAAGGAGGCGCCAGCGAAGAAGGAGACGGCCAAGCAAGCUGCGGCCAAGGAAGAGGCGCUGAACUUGCCGAAAGGCAAAGUACGCAUGCCCGAUGGCAAACCCGGCUGCUUGGAAGGGCUCACAUUCGCCUUCUCGGGCGUGCUCUCGAGCUUACCGCGCGACGAGGCCGAGAUGGUCGUCAAGCGCUACGGCGGGUCGGUCGCGUCGUCCGUGACGCGCAACGUCAAGUACCUCGUCGCUGGCGAGCUCCUAGAGUCGGGCGACUCGGUCUCGGUGAGCUCCAAGUUCAAGGACGCGGUCGCCAAGUCGAUCAAGAUUCUCAACCAAAACGACUUUUUCAACUUGAUCUCGGAGCGCGCUGAGCGCAUGACGGUAAAGCCAGCUCCGUCCAAUGGAAAAGGCAAGCAAAAGGCGGGAUCGGCCGUCGUCGACGACAUGCUCUGGCCCGACAAGCACAAGCCCAAGUCGAUGGCCGACAUCAUUGGCAACGGCGAGCUCGCCAAGCGCCUUAUCCAAUGGCUCCGGGACUUUGACGCGGUCCAUGUCAAGGGCACGAAGAAGGUGGCUUACAACCCCAAGAUGACCGAGAACAUGGGCGCCAAGACCGUGCUUCUCUCAGGUCCGCCCGGUAUUGGCAAGACGACACUCGCUGCUUUGGCCGCAGCCGAGGUCGGCAUGGACAUUCUCGAGCUCAACGCAAGUGACGCACGCUCCAAGAAGACGCUGCAGUCGGGCCUCGCCGACAUUGUGGGCACACAGGCGCUCUCGUUCGGGGGCUCGGCCACCAAGAUGGGGCUUAAGAAGCGGCUCAUCGUCAUGGACGAGGUCGACGGCAUGAGCUCGGGCGACCGGGGCGGCAUGGCCGAGCUCAUCGCGAUCAUCAAGAAGAGCAAGACGCCGAUCGUGUGCAUUUGCAACGACCGACAGUCGCCGAAGGUCCGGUCGCUCGCCAACCACGCGCUCGACCUCAAGUUUCGUCGGCCGACAAAGACGCAAAUCGCGACGCGGCUGCUUGCGAUCGGCGCCGCGCAGGGCAUGCGCAUCGAACGCAACGCGCUGGAAGAAGCCGCCGAGCGCUUCGGCAACGACAUUCGACAAUUGCUCAACUGGAUGCAAAUGUGGAACCGGUCCAAGACCGUCAUGACGUACGAUGACGUCAUGACGCACUUUUACCAGUCGGAAAAGGACGAGGUGCUGCGGCUCAACCCAUUUAGCGCGACGCAAAUGAUCUUCAAAAGCGGCGCGUCGUUCGAGGCCCGGAACGAAGCCUACUUUGUCGACUACGACCUCAUGCCGCUCAUGGUCCAAGAGAACUACAUGCAAAGCAUCCAGAGCAAGCGCACGUCGUCGGACGAGAAGCUCGAUGACAUUACGCUGGCGGCCGACAUGAUUGCCGAGAGCGACCUCGUCAGCGUCUACAUUCGCAAGGAGCAGCGCUGGGACCUCUUGACCAAGCAAGCUGCGCUCAACGUCGGCGCGUGUACGUAUGCCGAAGGCUUUGUUGGCCGCCCCGAGUUCUCCCGGUGGAUGGGCAAGAACUCGUCGACGAACAAGGCCAAACGACUCCUCAGUGAGCUCUCGAUCCGCAUGCGCAGCCAUGCGUCUGGUGCCCGGAACGCGAUUCGGAUGGACUACAUUCCGUUCAUGAAGGAGAUUCUCUUGACGCGACUCCUCGCCGGCGACGAGAGCAUGGACGAGGUCAUCGAUAUGCUCGACGCGUGUGAGAUUAGCAAGGACGACCUGACCGAGUCCAUGGAGCACUUCAAGUUCCCGGGCGUCGUGCGGCACUCGUACGCCGAGCUCGAUACAAAGGCCAAGAGCGCGUUCACGCGCAAGUACAACAAGGGUGUGCACAAGUCGCAGGCGCUCGUCGAGGCCAAUCUCGCAGCCAACCCGGCAAAGAAGAAGUCGUCCAAGAAGGUCGCGGCGGACGACGACGGCCUCGGCGACGACGACGGUCUCAUGGCCGACGACGGUGACAAUGGCGACGAUGACGACGACGUGUCGCAGUUUCAAAAGAAGGCGCCCGCCAAAGCUGCGGGCAAAGCGCCUGCCAAGCGCAAGGGCAAGGAGCCCGCGGGAUCGGCGCCCAAGCGUGCGCGGGCACCGGCCAAGAAGAAGUGAACACAAGAUAUACAGUGCUGUAAGAAGAAACGUACCAGAACCCGAUUGAUACUUUGUCGUCAACAGCGACGCCCCACGCAGACACAUGUCGCAUCCAAGAGACUUCAGUUUCCUGCACAGCAUUGAGAUGCUCGGAGGUCGUAUCCAG
This is a messenger RNA of Saprolegnia diclina VS20, 2630 nucleotides long. RefSeq lists its product as hypothetical. Gene Ontology annotation, cellular component: DNA replication factor C complex; nucleus. NCBI's taxonomy places the organism in Eukaryota, Oomycota, Saprolegniomycetes, Saprolegniales, Saprolegniaceae. Gene Ontology annotation, biological process: DNA repair; DNA replication. Bases 35 to 2482 code for a protein of 815 amino acids. The record is from RefSeq and is a predicted model, not a curated record. The transcript has 6 exons. Gene Ontology annotation, molecular function: DNA clamp loader activity; ATP hydrolysis activity; DNA binding.